UAUAUAUAUAUAUAUAUGAAGAAAAAAUCUGGGGAGCCCUUAAACUAUUGUCGUUAUCAAUUUUUGGCCCCUCAUCUAAAAUUUGUUUCCGAUUGAUCCUUAAACAAUUAAAAAUGCAUACUUUGAGAACUUCCGAUGACUUUAAGCACAAAUCUGACCGGUAUUAAAGGAGAACUGAAGAUGAAAAGAAACCAUCCAAAACUACAGCAGCCAUCAGCAGCAGCAGCACGAGUGCAAGUCCAGGAAAGUAGCUAUUCAGGUGGGGGUGGAAGUUCAACGGGAAGUGGCAGCUAUUACAGCACCAUGGCGAGUUGCAGCUCUGCAGGAAGAGGAAGCCAAAGCAAAGGGAAGAUGUGGGUUGAUGAGUCUGACCGGCAAGAUGAUGAACUUUUGGCUGUUUUGGGCUAUAAUGUCAAGGCAUCAGAUAUGGCUGAAGUUGUACAAAAGAUUGAGCAACUUGAAGAGGUUUUUGGUAAUGCUGAAAAUGAUAGUUUAUCCCAUCUGGUUUCCGAGACCGUUCAUUAUAAUCCCUCAGAUCUUUCAUCCUGGCUUGGAUCUAUGAUUUCUAAACUCUACCCGGAUAUGUCUUCCAUCCCUGAUUCUUCUGCAAUUUCCGAUGAAUUUAAGCACAAAUCUACAAAACAUGAACAAAUAAAGAUGCCCUUUGAUUCCGGUCAGAUUUGUGCUCAAAGUCAUCGGAAGUCCUUAAAGUAUGCAUUUUUAAUUGUUUAA
Messenger RNA from Coffea arabica (coffee), 732 nucleotides. Lineage: Eukaryota; Viridiplantae; Streptophyta; Magnoliopsida; Gentianales; Rubiaceae. The record is from RefSeq and is a predicted model, not a curated record.